AAUGCAUGACAUUGACCCCACGACCCGGAGAUAGCGCCACUUCCGCCGCUACUUUCUCUUCCCCCGGAAGUUGUGCAUCUGUCAUUUGUUCCGCGGGAAGUUUGAACUGCUCCUGUGUCAAGUGCUGGCGGUGAGCGAGGUGAUGGCUGUGGAGUCCCUGAGCCUGCUGGAACGGAUCUCUGCCCGGCUGACGGGCUCUUUGCAGGUUCCGUCAGCCCAGAAGCAGCAUCCCCGGGUCCGGGAGCAGCUGAGCCCUGACUGUGAGGGGGAGCUGGGAGCGCAGCUGCCGCCGUGUGUGCAGGAGCUAGUCCUGACCGACUCCGAGGAAGAUGCGUGGCCGAGGCACGGAGCUGGGGGCCCAGAUCACGUCAGCACACGGACAAAUAAGCCUUUCAGCGUUAUACAGAAUACACCAAGAUCCACUGUGGUAGUACCUGAUUCCAGCGAUGAAGAGUUUGAAAAGUAUUUGACACAACUGAAAACCCCUAAACCAGCUAUAAACAAACGUUUGGACAAACAAAGCAACAGUUUCAGGGGAUUCAUUGUUGAUUCAGAUGAUGACGACUUUGUUUCAGAAUUAUCUAAAAGUGGAAGAGGCGCCAAAAGUAAAAAUGGGUCUGCAAGUCCACAGAAAAACCUUGCCAUGAUGCAGUGGGAUUCACCAGUAUUUGUAAGUGACAGUGAUGAUGAAUCUAUAGUCCUAAAAAGUACGUGGCGUGAAAGACAGAAAACAAGUCAAAAUCUGAAGAAGGGUAAUGGACAGAUGCAGAAGUCUAGGAGUAAAAGCGACAAAGAAAAUACUCAUGAACCACUAAGCGACAAGUACUCAGGCGGACAGGAGACUGUGCAGAGGCCGCCUGCCAAUAACCACAAGUUAUGUACUCCUGGCAGCUCUGAUGAGGAAUUUCAGUCUGUUAUGGAUCGCAUUAAAAACCGGACAAAGCUUCAAACGCCAAGUUCAACCGCAAAUAAAAUCAGACCAAAGACUGCUGUAACUGAACCCACAAAAGUGGCAUGUAUUGAUCUCACUAAAACAAAGGAGCGGCAGAAACCCAAUUCGCAGACAGACCAUUCCAGUCCAUAUUUCUAUUCAGACAGAGAUGUGAAGGAACCACCUGAUUACAUUGAGAAACCACCUCUGGACAGCAUGAGAUGUAAGGUACCAGACUGCUUCCUUCAAGAUCUUUCUUGUCCGACAUCCCUAUAUGUGAAGAAUUUCAAGCAGAAAAAACAUGAGCUGACAACAAAGUUGUACAGACUUUACAACUGCACCAUCUUUGAGCAACAGCUUCCUGACUUGGAAAUAAUCUGGAACAAAAAGAUGAGAAAGACAGCAGGUUACUGUGUAACUGGGCAGAAAAAGCUCCCGACUUUACAUCGAUAUGCCAGGAUAGAGUUAUCGGAGAAAGUCUGUGAUUCCGCAGAUCGGCUUCGAGAUACCUUAAUUCAUGAAAUUUGUCACGCUGCCACGUGGCUUAUUAACGGCGUAAGAGAUGGACAUGGCCAGUACUGGAGAUUUUAUGCACGGAAAGCAACUCUUCUCCACCCGGAGUUACCAAUGGUUACCCGAUGUCACACUUAUGAGAUCAAUUACAAGUUCACCUAUGAAUGCUCCCGCUGCAAGAACACAAUUGGACGACACUCGAAGUCUUUAGAUACAGAACGAUUUGUCUGCUCCUUAUGCAAGGGAAAACUGACUCUGCUGACACCCACUGGAAAAGAUGGAUCUCCCUCCUGUAAUCGCAUCACUCCUUUCGCCAAGUUUGUCAAAGACAAUUAUGGGUCUACAAAGAAAGAAAUGGCUGGAAUGAGCCAUGCAGAAGUAAUGCGCAAACUUAGUGCUGAUUUUUCUACCAAGACAAAAAUUUCUAGUUAAUUUGGUAUGAAAAUGUUACUGAUGACCAUUUUCAGUCCAUUUCUUGUACUAUGAAAGGAUCAAUGAUUGCAGCAGAAAUGCCUGCAGAUACAUAUGUACUACUGUAUAUUUAUAGUUAAGGUUAUACCUUUGUUACUUCAUUUGGUCCCCUUGUGAUCAUUGGCCUGAAUAUUGGAACGGACAAAUGAAAACCAAAGCCGCCAAUGUCAGACAUCCAAUUCUGUAUAUUACAUAUUGUCUCAGGGCAUUAAUGGCUUAGUUAGACGCCAUUAGACUGAUACUAAGCAGCAGGGUGCAGUGUGAUUUGAUGCAUGCAGUUGUACUGUGUAAUGUGACACUAGGACUUCUAGUAUAUCAAUAUUAAAGUGCUACUUGCCAGCGUGUUUAGAUGCGUUUAAAAGUUUGCAUUCUUGUGACUGUGGAAGUGUUAGAUUAAUUUAAUUUCUGAUUAAAAAAGUGUUGGUAAAGAAAGCUGCACAGAAUUUAUAAUCAUUAUAGAGAGACGUGAAUGUAUUGAGGGCAAGACAUAAAUAGCCAUUCCAUCAUGGGCAUGUAUGUGCGUUUUUCUACUGUCAUGUCUGUUUUUACUUUUUCUAAUAAAAUUUCUAUGUAUAACAUAA
Messenger RNA from Pseudophryne corroboree (corroboree frog), 2496 nucleotides. RefSeq names its product germ cell nuclear acidic protein-like. The transcript is spliced from 12 exons. Bases 143 to 1876 code for a protein of 577 amino acids. Gene Ontology annotation, cellular component: nucleus. The record is from RefSeq and is a predicted model, not a curated record. NCBI's taxonomy places the organism in Eukaryota, Metazoa, Chordata, Amphibia, Anura, Myobatrachidae.